AUGGCAGCUUCAUAUCCUAGGAGACAACCUUCAAGUCAAUCCUCCUCCAGCCAUGACUCGCGCAGCCGGAGGAGUAACGACUCGUACACAUCACACUCCACAGCACCCACCUCGCUUUACUCUUCACCAUGCCCCUCAGACCUGAAGGACUCGCCGUCAUCGACAGACACCGGAGCUUAUGCCGGCACCAAGUACCGCCAGAACGUCUACGACUCGCGCGACGAUGUCAGCCCCGCCACCUCGCUCUACCCGCGCUCGUCGGUCGAAACCUAUGCCUCGACCACGGCCUCUAGCGAAGAUGUGGAAGCUAUGUUCGCCGACGAGGUUGCCGACUAUGAGUGCGGCGCCAUCCCACCGUUGCCCAUCUACCGCCGCGAGGUCGUCGAGCCCAACGUCCGCGCAUCGACCCCCCAGGACUUCGCCAAGCUCUUCCCCUCGCUUAACCGCCUUACCAUUCGACAUGACGAGUUUACUUCGGACGGAAACAUGAACUUGCGCAUCGACACGGUGGUGACGGGACGGAGGAGGACCGCGAUCCAGCUCUUCCACUUGCGCAUGUACGACUUGGGGAAGCGGGAGUUCUCACUGCGGAGGUAUUCGCGGGAUUCUGGUCGGGAGGUCUGCAACUCAAAGCGCAAGUUCACCGAGCCUGCCGCAGCGAGGCCCAAGACGGCGGACGGGAAGCCAACGCUGAAGCGGACCAUGUCGACCGCCCUCAAGACGCUCGGUGGGGGGAAGCCGGUCUUGCGCCGCGCCAAAUCGGCCAUGACGUCGCCGAGCCGCCCCAGCACGGGCUACUCGACCAGCGAGGGCGAUGAAGACUUGUUCCACGACGGGAGCAACCAGUCUCGCCUAUCGCUCGACAGCCGACUGGGCAAGGGCAAGGCCCAGCGACCGGUGCCGACCAACACCAUCAAGCUCGAAUUCAGUAACUAUGCCCGCGUCGAUGUCAACCGCCGCGGAGGCAAGGGCAACAAGCGCUACGAGUUCGAGUGGUGGGGUCACCGGUAUAGCUGGAAGCGCUCUGUCGACAAGCAGCUGGGUCUGGUGUCGUUCCACCUGGUGCGAGACGGGAAUGCCGGCGCGCCGGUCGCACACAUCGUUCCCGAGACAAGGUCGCCGACCCAGGUUGUCGCCGACGACAGUGCCGGCGGAUGGGUUCCCCCUUGUUUCAUGUGGAUCGCCGACGAAGCAAUCGUCGAUGCUGUCACGGAUGUUGCUGAUGUGAUCAUGGCAACCGGACUCAUGACGCUUGUCGACGACUGCAUCAAAGAGCGGUGGCAGACUAAGAAGGCUCACCGCAUCCCGAUGCCGUCGACCUUCAAGUCGGUCAACUUCGAUGCUGUCCGCCCCAAGGCCAUCAUGCAGCACGUCUUCGGCCGCCGGAACUCGAACGACCACCAGCGCCCCUCGCCCCCCUCCAGCCCACUCCGGCACGCGAAUCCCGCCGCGGCGCAAUAA
Chaetomium globosum CBS 148.51 is the source of this 1461-nucleotide messenger RNA. RefSeq lists its product as uncharacterized. NCBI's taxonomy places the organism in Eukaryota, Fungi, Ascomycota, Sordariomycetes, Sordariales, Chaetomiaceae. The transcript is spliced from 2 exons. The record is from RefSeq and is a predicted model, not a curated record. Bases 1 to 1461 code for a protein of 486 amino acids.